Coccinella septempunctata (seven-spotted ladybird) is the source of this 748-nucleotide messenger RNA. It is a transcript of the gene tsu, whose product is annotated as RNA-binding protein 8A. Gene Ontology annotation, molecular function: mRNA binding. The coding region runs from base 177 to 668 and encodes 163 amino acids. NCBI's taxonomy places the organism in Eukaryota, Metazoa, Arthropoda, Insecta, Coleoptera, Coccinellidae. The transcript has a single exon. Gene Ontology annotation, cellular component: exon-exon junction complex; cytoplasm; nucleus. The record is from RefSeq and is a predicted model, not a curated record. Gene Ontology annotation, biological process: RNA splicing.
ACGUAAUUCUUCUUUGCGGAUUAGGUGCUGAUGUUAUGGGGGAAAUUAAUUAACCUAAAAAGUUUUGCAUCAAGUUUGACAUUAAAAAACAGUUAGUUUGCGAUACCUUAUGUAAAUUUUAUAAUAUCUUUUAUAUGUAAUAUCAUAACUGAAUAAAUCAGAAAUAAAGACAUAAAAUGGUGGACGUUCUAGAUAUUAAUGCUGCCGUAGAUAUAGACGUCGAAGACGAAGGUGACCAAAGCGUCCUCCGUUUGAAGGAUAAAGUAAUCAAGAGGAAAGGUAGAGGAUUUGGAGCUGGUGAAUCCCGAGAUUACGACAAGCUCAAAAGAUAUGAAACUAUAGAAUCCGAAGACGGGGACGAGCCAGGUCCUCAGAAAUCAGUAGAAGGUUGGAUUCUCUUUGUAACAUCGGUUCAUGAAGAAGCAACAGAAGAUGAUUUGACAGAGAAAUUUUCCGAGUUUGGUCCCAUUAAAAAUAUAAGUAUCAACUUAGAUAGAAGAACGGGUUUCCUGAAAGGUUAUGCACUGAUAGAGUAUAGCGAAUAUAAGGAGGCUGCAUCUGCUAGAGAAGCUUUAAAUGGGUCUAACUUGUUGGGCCAAACUAUCGGAGUAGACUGGUGCUUUGUGAAAGGGCCGAAAAAAUCUAAACGUAAGAGUAGAAAACAUUGAAAUAAUACCCUUGACAAUGUUUGAUUUAUGGAGGUAAUUUUUGUAUAUUUUCACAUUAUAAUAAAUCCAUUUGGACCUUC